Cyclocybe aegerita is the source of this 2142-nucleotide messenger RNA. NCBI's taxonomy places the organism in Eukaryota, Fungi, Basidiomycota, Agaricomycetes, Agaricales, Hemipholiotaceae. The record is from the annotation of a GenBank genome assembly.
AUGAGGUACAAGACGAUCACUUCCGCACUCGAUCGCCCAACGUACCGACAAACGCGACGACGCGUCGUGGAGCAAACUUUUCCUAACAAAUCAACGAUCUUGGAGGGUACAAAUACAAGUGGUACACCGAGUUAUCAGAUCAAGACGGAUAGCGCGUCUUUCAACUCUCUAUCGCUCCAACUUUCGGCCACUCGCCCAACGAGCAACUCGGGCAUCGGGUCGCCACCAACGCCAUCCCUCACCUACAAUGUCCGCCAGACCCCUGCUGCGCUCGCUCUUUCCGUAGCCACGUCCACCCUCAUCAGCACUGCUAUCCUCGCCCACCUCGCCAAAGGCCGUUCCAACCGCCGAGUCAUAGAGGACAUCCGUACAAACACGACGCACACCAGCAACGACGCCGCCGUUGCUCAUCCAACCUGUCCCGUCGAUUUUGGCUCGGGCGAUAUUCUCGUGGAGCUCGUUUGUCCCACCCCCUACGCCAAUGCUGGUCCAACUUGCGACCCAGCCUUAAGGCUGAACACCCUCGAGCUUGACUACUACUGGCAAAUGUUCAUUCCCAUCUGUGAAGUUGGUGACGGGCCUGGAACGGAUCUCAUCGACCCUCUUCCUCUGCCAAUGACGUCACCCGUAUCACAACGCACAGACGUCGGCAAGUUCAUUGCGGGUGAUUUGGCUUUCAAUGGAACACGUGGUUACGAUCCCUUUCUGCCAUUACGUGCCUGUCUCUCUACCGAGGGUUGCGACAACAACUGUUCAGUGUUCCAAAUCGACGCCAUGGAGAAAGCUAUCUUGUCUUCUAUCUUCCCUCCGCCUGCAGACUUCACUUUCGAAAACCUUAAUUUGAAGUCCAUUAUUGCUGGCCUCACCGUCCUUAUUGACAUACGCAAACGUCCUUUCAACGUUACCAUCACUAGAUACGUCCAAGGCAACCCCUCCGCCUCUCAUUCAAUGCACUGCCUUCCUCGUGAGGGUGCUCGCUUCAUCCCAACGAUGAUCGCAAGGCAUAUCGCCACCACUGUCCUAACUGCCAUCGAGCAACAAGUGGCCAAGUCAUCUCAUUUCUUCGCGGUCGAAGCAAUCCCUGGUGUUCUGCAAACUGUCAACCUUAUUCGCGAAGAGCUCUCUUUCGAGAAGAUCGAGAUCGUUGUUGCUCUUACUGUGCUCGCCGUCUGCCUGGUCAAGGCACUUCUCUGCAUCUUGUGCAAACUUUCGUGGAUCUUCGGUCGAAAGAAACCUCAAACCACCGGUGCCUUGCUCUCAACAUCCACACACGUCACCACCAUCGACAACUUGGAGAUGGAUGCCAUCUCGGAUGCCAUCUUCAAUGCUCUUCAUCCUCCAGGCUCCUUUCAAAUCGGUGCGAACAUCCAACAAACCUUAGCUACCAUACGAAGGCCGGACACUAUCCUCACCUCGGCUUCUUUCUCCUUUGACCUCGCCCCUAUCGCCGAAGCCACCCCCAAGGACAAUCUUGUCAAUGAUGAUGCGCCUGUCGACGCUGACGUUACUCUCGUCGAAGAGAACGCCAUGUCUUCAGUCGUCGACGUUCAUUACGAGCUCGCGUUCGACCCAGACGAGACUUUUAGAGAGCACAACUAUACAACGGAUAUCGACGGGGAGGACUCGCUGAAGGAGCGAAAACGCAAACCCAGAAAGCGCGGUGGUGAUCGUAGACGUAGACCUAAACAACCCAAGGUUGAGGUCGAAGUUGAGGUCGCUGUCGUUAGAGUGACUGUCUCGACUACAACCGAGACCUUCUCUCAUUCCACAGACGAACGCGCUCCUGAGCUCUCCGAAGACGAUAUCGAGGAAGAGAUCUCUCUUGACUUCAAGGAAACCCCGACUAUAGAAGUUGGGCAAGUCUCUAGCGAGGCUUCUUCUUGGUCUUCUAAAUUCUCAAGGCUGAACCCUGAGGCGCCCGACUUCGUCCCGGUCUCUUCUACUUCCUCUGGCUCUUCUGUUCCUGCUCCAGCUGAUAGUAACGCGAUUCAACCUCCUGCUGUUCCGACCCGGACUCCGAUCUCUGCUCGCCCUCCUGGCCGUCGGCGCCGAAAGCACCAUCGGAAGAACAAGAACAAGGAGAUUGAGGAUGGACGGACUGGGGGCUCCGACGACGACGAGAAUCCCUCCUCUCUCGAUUGA